AUGGCGGAGGUGCAGAUCAAAAAGAAGCGAACCUUCAAGAAGUACACCUUCCGAGGCGUCGAUCUCGACCAGCUCUUGAACCUCAAGACCGAGAACCUCGUCGAGCUCCUCGGCUGCCGACAGCGACGACACUACGCCCGAGGCAUCAAGCGCCGAGAGGAAAACCUCCUCAAGCGACUCCGAGCUUCCAAGCGAGCCGUCGACCCCAACGAGCCCGGUGCCAAGCCCGCCUGCGUCAAGACCCACCUCCGAUCCGUCAUCGUCAUCCCUGAGAUGGUCGGUGCCAUCGUCGGUAUCUACAACGGAAAAGUCUUCAACCAGGUCGAAAUCAAGCCCGAAAUGAUUGGCUACUACCUCGCCGAAUUCUCCAUGUCCUACAAGCCAGUUCGACACGGUCGACCCGGUAUCGGUGCCACCCACUCUUCUCGAUUCGUCCCACUCAAGUAA
This is a messenger RNA of Oikopleura dioica, 447 nucleotides long. The record is from the annotation of a GenBank genome assembly. Lineage: Eukaryota; Metazoa; Chordata; Appendicularia; Copelata; Oikopleuridae.